Molecule: messenger RNA, 462 nt
Organism: Linum tenue
Lineage: Eukaryota; Viridiplantae; Streptophyta; Magnoliopsida; Malpighiales; Linaceae
Source: the annotation of a GenBank genome assembly
CCAUUAACCCAAAAAGAACGCCAUCUCUUUGCCUCUGAUGACUGAUCACUCCCUUCGUCUUUCUCCAUUCCAAUCUCCCUCUCCCUCGCCUCUCUUUUUUUUCUACAAGAACACGACGAAGGGAAAGCCGCAAACCGUUCUUCAAUCUGCCUCCUCCCCUCUUCUGGUAAUGACGAGAAGGAAGAGAGGAAUAACAACGGCGCCGGUGAGACCGAUGGCGAAGAAUGUCAGAGGGAGAUGAAGAGGAGAUCGGAAACCGCCGGCGGCAGUGGCGAAGCUUCUUCGGCCACUGCGGUGGCGAGGCGAAGAGAGCUAGCGGAUUCAGAUAGUUUCGGAUGGCGAAUAGACAGGGGAGAAGAGGGCAACUGCCGGCCGCCCCGGAUUUCGCCGGCGGCGAAGAUGACAGCGAACCAAAGGGGACCUUUUUGUUUGGGUGAGAUUUGGUUUAUUUGCUGUUAACCA